AGCUCUUUGAGGCGGUGCGGGAGAUCCUCCCCGAGGUGCGGGAGAUGGGGAUCACGGUGUGGGUGAUGGGCCCCGGAGAUUACCCCGAUGAUGUCAUCAACCUCCAGGCUCUGAUGGACGCCGCCCCGGACACUCCCCCACCCGCAGAGCUUGGCGUCGUGAAGAAUCCGAUGGAGACGGCCAUCUGCAUCUUCACCUCCGGGACCACAGGGUUACCCAAAGCGGCCCGGAUCAGCCACCUGAAGACCCUGAUGUGCUCCGUCUUCUACCAGCUGUGCGGAGCCACCUCCUCCGACGUCAUCUACAUGUCUCUGCCGCUCUACCACAAAGCGGGGGCCCUGCUGGGCUUCGGGGGCUGCAUCGGGGUCGGGGCGUCGCUGGUCCUGAAGGAACGUUUCUCCGCCAGCCAGUUCUGGAACGACUGCCGCAAGUACGACGUCACCGUCUUCCAGUAUAUCGGAGAGCUGUGCCGAUACCUCACCAACCAACCGCAGACGGACGGCGAGAAGAACCACAAAGUGCGCCUGGCGGCGGGCAGCGGGCUCCGCCCCGACGUCUGGAGGGACUUCACUCGCCGUUUCGGGGACGUCCAAAUCUUUGAGACGUACGGCCUGACCGAGUUCAACAUCAGCUUCUUCAACUACACCGGGACCCCCGGAGCUGUGGGCAGAGGGACCUUCCUGUACAAGCAAUUCUGCCCCUUUGAUCUCAUUCGCUUCGAUACCCAGGAGGGGGAGCCAAUCAGAGAUUCGCGGGGGAGGUGCCAGCGCACAAGUACAGGGGAGACGGGGCUCCUGGUGUCGCCGGUCACCCCCACCUCGCCGUUCUUGGGGUACGUCGGCAGCCGGGAAUUGUCGGAGAAGAAGCUGCUGAGGGACGUUUUCCGGAAGGGCGACACUUUCUUCAACACGGGCGACCUGAUGGCCCAAGACGACCUCGGCUUCGUCUACUUCCGGGACCGGACCGGCGACACCUUCAGGUGGAAGGGGGAGAAUGUCGCCACCACAGAGGUGUCAGAGAUCCUGAGUGGGCUGGACUUCCUCCAGGAGGUCAACGUCUAUGGUGUGACCGUUACAGGACAUGAAGGUCGGACCGGCAUGGCGGCCGUCACAUUGCGUCCUGGGAACGAGCUGAAUUUGGAUCGCGUUUUCUCCCAUGUGAUGGAUUUUCUUCCGUCCUACGCCCGUCCGCGCUUCCUGAGAGUCAUGGAACACAUUGCAACCACCGGGACCUUUAAACAACAGAAGCAACAAUUGGUUAAUGACGGGUUCUCACCACUGCUGAUCUCGGAUCCCCUCUAUCUCCUGGAUGAAGGCUCUCACUCCUAUCGUCCACUCACAGAAGACCUUUACUCACAGAUCUUAUCUUCAGAAUUCCGAGUUUAAGUGACCCGCCAUUUUUUUUCUUCUUCUAUUCCGAUUUGGUUCCUCAGGGGCGCGACUCAGCCGAGGCAUAACGACCUCUGACCCUUUAGGACAACCUCUUCUCAUCCUAGUUUGGUAACACGGAGAUUCAGCGGCUGAGGUUGGGUUGGAAGGUCCAUACUUUAGAUCUAGUCGUAACGCCGUAUCUCAAGUGCCUUUAUGACUUCCAGACAUUCCGCCAAUUGGUUUGAUGGACAAUCGACGCCAGGGGGGGGGGGGGGGGGGGAGUCGACUUUUUAUACAAUCGCAAUUCACGAGGCUACAGGGUGGAAAGUUUUUGUUAUUUUACCAAAAUAGUUAUUUUUUAGAAUAUAGAAUUCUAGCGGGACCAAUCAGGAAGCCAUAAACUUUUCUUAUUUACUCAUUUUUAACAAACGACGUCUGCUGCUAAUUUUUUCAGAGACAAAACCGCCAAAUUCACCAAAUUUUGCGCCGAUCUCCGACUUUUAUAAAACAUUUCCCGUCGUCGAGAUGAGUUAACGCUUCAACAGCGAGCGUUCGUACCGCAAUCGGUGAGGGGGCGUGGCUUUAGCCUUGUAUCCCCGCCCACGGGCGUUUUUCUGACCUCACCCCCAUCCUGGGCGCCAGCCCCUUCCCUGCAGGGUGAGACUCUCGCUGGGUUUUCAUGUCUUUUUAUAUUACAGACCGUUGUACUUUUUUUGUAACAUUUUAUACUGCUACAGGGUAUCAAAUAAAGGAUUCAAAAAUGAUC
Messenger RNA from Rana temporaria (common frog), 2136 nucleotides. It is a transcript of the gene SLC27A3, whose product is annotated as solute carrier family 27 member 3. Lineage: Eukaryota; Metazoa; Chordata; Amphibia; Anura; Ranidae. The record is from RefSeq and is a predicted model, not a curated record. Gene Ontology annotation, cellular component: endoplasmic reticulum. Gene Ontology annotation, molecular function: long-chain fatty acid-CoA ligase activity; long-chain fatty acid transmembrane transporter activity.